UGUGGUUGGCCAGUACACUACAAGUAUUACUAGUGUAAGCGACGCUCCAGUUACGAGUGAGAUAUUCUUCGUCAAUUCUUUCCCUCCAAAAAUCGACUUAAGUAGAUAGUGUGAUGAGGAUGUGGUGUUGUAGGAUGACUCGUGUGCUGAUGCUGGUGACAAGCUUCUACCUCGCCCAGGGUAUCCGCGUCGACGAUAAGGAAGGCUUCACUCUGUGCAACGUGCCGCAACUGGCCCAGCUAAAUUCCGUGGAGGUGAGGGAGUGCACCAAAUGGCCCUGUCUUGCCCGUGCUGGACGCUCAGGCACCUACCAGAUCACCCUCACCCAACAAACUAACGAAGACUUGUACAACAUCAAGAGCGACAUCUACGCCUGGGUGAGACUCCCCUUCAUUAACGCGAACAAUAAGCCUGUGAGAGUCUCUAUGCCCGGGGAGAAGAAGAAGCCGCUGUGUCGCUUUACUGACACUGGCUGCCCUCUAGCGCCAGGAGUCCCAACUACCAUCAGGAAAUCUAUCACCAUCCCCAUCCAGGCUCGUAUGGCUCAGGGCAACGUCGUGGUGGAGUUCCGGGUGACAGAUGACAACGAGAGGGUCCUUACCUGCUUCCGCGCCCCCGUCAUCGUAGCCUGAGUCCUCCCAUCUCUUGACUCACCCUCCCCACCUUCCUUCAGACGUCCCACAGGAUCCCCAAGAAACAUGAUGGAUCUUGUCUUAGUUUGAAUGCUGAAGGAUGUAAUGGUGUCCUGAAGAAUCCUGAUGACAUUUAUCUGUUCCAAAACCGCCAUAGACUCUUAUACUGAAAAGGACGAUUUCAGGAGCCGUAUAGGAGUCUUAUGUACUAAAGAGUCCUGUCAACGCCCCCCACGUCCUACGAGACUCAAAUAGCCUUAGAUCCACUCAACAGAUGCCCUUACUAUACCAAUUGUCCCUUACACGACCCCCACCUACCAUCCCUACCACCCCACUACCCUUACCACCCCACUACCCCUACCACCCCACUACCC
This is a messenger RNA of Homarus americanus (American lobster), 1006 nucleotides long. RefSeq lists its product as uncharacterized. Lineage: Eukaryota; Metazoa; Arthropoda; Malacostraca; Decapoda; Nephropidae. The record is from RefSeq and is a predicted model, not a curated record. The transcript is spliced from 5 exons. The coding region runs from base 114 to 632 and encodes 172 amino acids.